Messenger RNA from Aplysia californica (California sea hare), 1941 nucleotides. Its product is annotated as F-box/LRR-repeat protein 20. The record is from RefSeq and is a predicted model, not a curated record. Bases 205 to 1623 code for a protein of 472 amino acids. Lineage: Eukaryota; Metazoa; Mollusca; Gastropoda; Aplysiida; Aplysiidae. The transcript is spliced from 17 exons. Gene Ontology annotation, molecular function: protein binding. Gene Ontology annotation, cellular component: SCF ubiquitin ligase complex. Gene Ontology annotation, biological process: SCF-dependent proteasomal ubiquitin-dependent protein catabolic process.
AAAAUGCAGAGAAAAGCAAUAGGUACUUUAGCUGUCCAGUAUCUCUUCAUAGCUUCGAAACUACGUCAUGAACAAACAACCAAUGAAAUGCCUGCUUAGAGAAUACCUUAGGCUUUAUAGUUUUAUGUUAUUAUUUUCUUUUUGUUCCCUACCAUUGCAGGACCAAAAUAAGUGGAAAUAUUUCCGUUUACAUGGCGUAGAAACAUGAAUAACCACAACCACAACAAUCACUUUGGAAACCACGCGAAGAGUAAAUCAGAGGACAAGUCUCGCAGGAAGAGGUGGAACAAUUCCAAGAAUGGGACCCCACCUGGCAACUUUGACUGGACAAGUAUCUCUCAGUACACGUAUGAGGACGAUGCUGUCAUCAACAAAAAGCUGCCAAAAGAACUUUUACUGCGAAUCUUCUCCUACCUCGAUGUGGUUUCACUCUGUCGUUGUGCUCAGGUGUCAAAGUACUGGAACAUGCUGGCCCUGGAUGGCAGCAACUGGCAGAGAACGGACUUGUUUAACUUUCAGACAGACAUUGAGGGCCCUGUGGUGGAGUACAUGUCCCAGCGCUGUGGUGGCUUCCUCAAGGCUCUCAGUCUGAAGGGAUGCGAGAUAAUAACAGACACAGCUUUGCAGACUUUCGCCCAGCAAUGCAGACACAUUGAGACUUUAAUUCUGAACAAGUGCAUGAGCAUCACAGAUCUAACUUGUGAAAGUUUAGGCAAGUACAGCUCAAAACUGCGGAAACUUGACCUCAGCUCCUGUCCAGAAAUAACGGAUCUCUCCUUAAAGUAUUUAAGUUACACAGCUCAAGGUCGCGGCUGCCCUCACCUGGCCUACCUGGAUGUGUCGUGGUGCCAGAAAGUGACCAGUGAGGGUGUGAUAGCGCUGGCGGAGGGAUGCCCCAAGAUACACACUUUCUUCUGCCGUGGGUGCACGCAGAUUGGAAGUGAAGGCAUAGAGAAGCUGGCUGUUUGUUCGGAGAAUUUGAUGAAGCUCAACAUUCAGCACUGCUCUAACAUCACAGACGAUGCCAUCACGGCUCUCGGACUCAAGUGCCCGGGCAUGACCUUGUUAUGUGCUUCUUCGUGUAAUCGCCUUACUGACGCUAGUCUUGUAGCCUUGGGCCAGGGAUGUCCAGAUCUCAGCACCUUGGAGGUGGAUGGAUGCAAUCUCCUCACAGACGCUGGCUUUCAGGCUCUCACUAAGAACUGCCACAACUUGGAGAAGAUGGAUCUGGAGGAUUGUAUACAGAUAACGGACGCCACUCUGGGCCAUAUAGCCACCUACUGCCACCGCUUGUCUGCCUUGUCGCUGUCCCACUGUGAGCUGAUCACGGACGAGGGCAUCCGCCAGCUGGGUUCGGGCCCGUGUGCCACGGAGCACCUGCAGAUCCUGGAGUUGGACAACUGCCCGCUGAUCACGGACGCCUCGCUGGAGCACCUGAUGGGCUGCCAGUCCCUGCAGCGGAUCGCUAUCUACGACUGUCAGCUGAUCACACGGGCCGGGAUACGCCGACUCAUGGGUCACCUCCCAGACACGAUGGUCCAUCAUUACUUCGCCCCAGGCACUCCCCCUGCCUCUGUGGGAGGAGGGCGGCAGAGGUAUUGUAAGUGCUGCGUGAUUCUCUGACCAGCCCUACUCUACCUAACAGACGGUGCUCUUCUGAAACAGAUAAGCUAAAAAAUACUUUAGCCGAGAUCUUCUUAAAGGAGCAGACUUGUCCUCCUCCUCCUCACUUGCCGGCUCUCUCUCUGACUUUGGCUGGGACUGUGCUGGGGGAGAAUGUUGCUGUCUUCAGGGGGAACAAACGAUGCCAGAGGCUACAGAUUCAGAUGGACACGUACACAGUGGGCACAGGAGUCAUCAUCCGUCACUUAGACUGUAGUUCUUCUCACUAAUGUGGGCAUUUAAAGGAUUUCUUUUUGCCCCCCCCCCCCCCCCCCUCUA